Messenger RNA from Erigeron canadensis, 984 nucleotides. RefSeq names its product VQ motif-containing protein 4. Bases 84 to 710 code for a protein of 208 amino acids. The record is from RefSeq and is a predicted model, not a curated record. NCBI's taxonomy places the organism in Eukaryota, Viridiplantae, Streptophyta, Magnoliopsida, Asterales, Asteraceae. The transcript has a single exon.
CAUUUCAUCUUGUUUUUCAAUCUUUCCAAAUUUCACACAAAAACACACACUUUUUUUCUCCAUUUCUUUCUCUAAAAAAAAAAAUGGAGAACAAAUGUUCACCUAGACCUACAGAUACCACAAAAAACCCAUCACCACCAUCAACACCAAUCCCAAGAUCCGACCCGAAUAACGCCUACCCAACUACUUUUGUCCAAGCUGACACUACUUCUUUCAAGAAAGUUGUCCAAAUGCUAACCGGAUCCUCAGAAACAGUCAAAGCUGCUUCAACCCGACCCGAUCCACCAACCCGAAACCCAAUUCCUCCAAUGAAAACGGGUCAGAACAAAAAACCCACAUCAAAACUAUACGAAAGAAGAAACAGUAUGAAGAAUUUCAAGAUCAGUCCUUUAGUACCCGGAUUUGUAAACGGGUCGGGGUUUUCUGGGUCGCCAAGAAGACCCAGUACGCCGGAGAUACUAUCCCCCGGAAUUCUUAACUUUCCAGGGUUGGCUCUUAGUCCGGUGACACCACUUGUGCCUGAUCUUUUUAGGUCUCCGGUGACCGGAGAUGGCUCAAAUUUGAACGUUGAAGCUGAAGAUAAAGCGAUUGCUAAAAAGGGUUUUUAUUUACAUCCAUCGCCGGCGAAUACUCCGAGGAGAGAUUCGGAGCCCCGACUUUUACCUUUGUUUCCGGUAACAUCACCUAGGGUGUCAUCAGGUUCAUCUUGAAUGUUAAUGAGUUUUAAUUUUUUUUUACUUUUUUUUUUAAUGAUUGUUAAUGUAAUUGUUUUUAAUGUAGUAGUUGAGCUGAAUUUUCUGUAACAAAUUGGUCAAAAUUUGGAGGUAAAAGAAGGUAAAAAAAAAUAAAAAUAAUAUUGACCUAGUCAGAAAAGUUACAACUUGCAAUGAACAAUGUACAAGGCACUAAUGCAGUGUUGUGAGAAAAAGAGGAGUUUUACCAUGAAAUAUUUUUUGCUCUUAUUUAAUGUACAUGUUCGUACCA